Molecule: messenger RNA, 698 nt
Organism: Dendronephthya gigantea
Lineage: Eukaryota; Metazoa; Cnidaria; Anthozoa; Malacalcyonacea; Nephtheidae
Product: translin-like
Exons: 6
Coding region: 15-698 (227 amino acids)
Biological process (GO): RNA metabolic process
Cellular component (GO): nucleus; cytoplasm
Molecular function (GO): RNA binding; single-stranded DNA binding; sequence-specific DNA binding
Source: RefSeq, a predicted model, not a curated record
AGUCCAAAGUGAAAAUGGAGGAACUUCGUAAAAGAGAGUUUCUUACAUUGUUUUCUUCUUUCCAAUCUUAUCUCGAUAAAGACCAAGAUGUUCGCGAGAAAAUUAAUGGUGCUGUCCGUAAUUUGGAAAAAACAACAAGAUGUAUUUUGGCCAUAUUGCAAGCUGUUCAUCACAGUCCACAGAAAAAAAAUAUUUCUGCUAUAUGCCAACAGGCAGAGGAAAUGUUUGGAACAUUAAAAUCACAAUUUUCGGAGCUGAUAUUAUUGAUACCAGCAGGACAAUAUUACAGGUUUCAUGAUCAGUGGAGGUUUGUCAGUCAAAGGGCAGCUUUCCUUGCUUCGUUUCUUGUGUAUCUUAAGUCUGAUAAAUUGAUAACGCGAAAAGAACUUGCUGGAAUGCUUGGAAUCAAGGUGAAUCGUGAAGAAGGAUUUCAUAUUGAUUUGGAUGAUUUUCUCACUGGAUUAUUGUUGCUUGCCAAUGAACUAUCGAGAUUGGCAGUCAACUGUGUAACAGCUGAAGAAUAUGAACGCCCUCAAAACAUUUCUUCGUUCGUCUCAGAACUGGACGCUGGAUUUCGUCUGUUAAAUCUUAAGAAUGACUUUUUAAGGAAAAAAUUCGAUGGAUUAAAAUACGAUCUUAAGAAAAUUGAAGAAGUAGUGUAUGAUAUAAAGAUAAGAUGUUUAAUAAUAAAAUCUUAA